Molecule: messenger RNA, 807 nt
Organism: Ophidiomyces ophidiicola
Lineage: Eukaryota; Fungi; Ascomycota; Eurotiomycetes; Onygenales; Onygenaceae
Gene: RMP1
Product: RNase MRP subunit
Exons: 2
Coding region: 1-807 (268 amino acids)
Biological process (GO): nuclear-transcribed mRNA catabolic process, RNase MRP-dependent; maturation of 5.8S rRNA from tricistronic rRNA transcript (SSU-rRNA, 5.8S rRNA, LSU-rRNA)
Cellular component (GO): ribonuclease MRP complex
Molecular function (GO): rRNA primary transcript binding
Source: RefSeq, a predicted model, not a curated record
AUGCCGAAGCGCUGCUCGCAAACAGCGAUCCCACCCGCAGAGUCUUUUUUCUACAUACGCGAUAAGCUUCACCUUAUCUACCACCACAACAAAAACCAGCACCGGAAUAUAAAGUGGUUUAAGUGGCUAGGGAUUUUGAAACGAUGGACAAAUAAACUGGCUGUUGAGAUCGAAACUACUCGGACUCGAGUGCAUUUUGAUUUGAUGUUUGAGGACGACGAGUCUGAAAGUAUACAAUCCAUUGCGGCGCAUCUCGCUCGUAAUAUUGUGCCGAGAUGCUAUGGAUCAUUUUCAAACAUAGUCGCUGAUAGACAAUUUUCGGCCCUGGGUACCGUACUAAUUGCUUUACUGGCUGAGCUUUCUAGCCUCCUUAAAAUGCCGAAUCUAAAGGAUGAUUCUAUUGAUAUCUCGGACGUAAAACAGGCAGGCAUUUAUAUGGAUGUCAGUCUUGAUAACACUGCCACGUCAUCCCCUAAGUUACAGUCCAAAAACCAUCCUCACGAGGAUUUGGGAGAGGUCGUCCGUCGAUCCCCCGGGGUGGAAGUAUUGCCAUCUAGGAUAGUAAGAAAGGAGCAUCAAGCUAUCCCGGAGUCAAGUACUGCACCAGCGGCAGAGAUAGAUGCCAACCGAUGCCAGGGAAAGAGAAAGUUUGUAGAUAGCAGCGAUGCCAAUGCCAAUGGCCAGGCUGCUCGAGACAGAAGCCCACUACAGGCCGACGCACACACAAAAUCCAAAGACAAGCGAAAAAAGAAGAAGAAAAGGAAAAAGGGCGAUGCGAUCGAUGAUAUCUUCGGGGCCUUCGGCUAA